CUUUUGCCUUGGGAGCUGAUAGAAGCAGAGGCCUCUCCAUUUCUCCAGCAACCCCCUGGUUUUCAGGAAACAAAAAAAUGGAUCCCACUGGGGAAAUGAAGGAUGAACUCAGGCUUUACCAGUCGACUCUUCUUCAGGAUGGCCUGAAGGAACUUCUUGAUGAAAAUAAAUUUGUAGAUUGCUUCUUAAAGGCUGGUGACAAAAGCCUCCCAUGCCACAGGCUGAUCCUUGCUGCCUGCAGCCCUUAUUUCCGGGAGUUCUUCCUAUCUGAUGAAGCUGAGGAGAAGAAGAAAAAUGUGGAAUUAGACAAUGUCGACCCAAGCACAAUGGAAGCCAUCCUUAAAUAUCUCUAUUCUGCUGAUAUUGACCUUAAUGACAGCAAUGUGCAAGAUAUUUUUGCUUUGGCCAGUCGCUACCAAAUCCCAUCUGUUUUCACAGUGUGUGUGACUUAUCUUCAGAGAAGGCUUUCUCCCUCCAAUUGUUUGGCCAUCUUUAGAUUGGGCCUUCUUCUAGAUUGUCCACGCUUGGCUGUUACCGCCCGCGAUUAUGUCUGUGAUCGCUUCAUGCAGAUCUGCAAUGAAGAAGACUUCCUGCAGCUUGCCCCACAUGAGUUAAUUGCAGUCAUUUCCAGUGAUGCCUUAAAUGUGGAAAAGGAAGAACUGGUGUUUGAGGCAGUGAUAAGAUGGGUUCAAACAGACAAGGAAAACAAAGAAAAGAGCCUCUCUGAUCUCUUUGACUGCAUUAGAUUCCGCUUGAUGCCUGAAAAAUAUGUUAUCGAUCGGGUAGAAAAGCAUGACAUCAUCAAAGCCAAUCCUGAUAUAGUUAAAAAAGUUAAGAUUGUUAAGGAUGCCUUUGCCGGUAAACUCCCUGAGGGCUCCAAAGGCAAAGAGAAUUCGAGCGAAGAAGGAGCAGACGGCGACAUUGGAGAUGAAGAUUUACUCCCUGGGUAUUUGAAUGACAUUCCCAGACAUGGUAUGUUUGUCAAAGAUAUGAUGCUUUUAGUUAGCGACACAGCAGCUGUGGCUUACGACCCCCUUGAAAAUGAGUGCUUCUUGGUCGGACUGUCGGAACAGAUUCCAAGAAACCAUUCUAGCAUAGUCACCAAAUCCAACCAAGUCUACGUCAUCGGUGGCCUCUAUGUGGAUGAGGAGAACAAAGAUCAACCAUUGCAUUCAUAUUUCUUUCAGCUUGACAGCAUUGCUGGCGACUGGAUUGGACUCCCGCCACUCCCAUCAGCAAGAUGCCUGUUCGGCCUGGGCGAGGCAGAUGACUGCGUUUAUGCCAUUGCUGGCAGGGACCUGCAGUCAGAAGAGUCGCUAGAUUCUGUGUUCUGUUACGAUACCAAGGCUGUAUCUUGGACAGAAGUGAAGAAGCUCCCGGUCAAGGUCUAUGGGCAUUCUGUGGUGUCACACAAUGACCAAAUCUACUGUCUUGGUGGGAAAACAGAGGACAAGACAUGCACUGGAAGAAUGUUUGUAUUCAGUCCAAAGAAAGGGGAAUGGAAGGACCUGCCACCCAUGAGAACUUCCCGCUCCAUGUUUGGGGUCACUGUGCACAAAGGGAAGAUAUUCGUUGCUGGAGGUGUCACAGAGGAAGGCCUGACUGCAUCAGUGGAAUCCUAUGAUAUUGCUACUAACAAGUGGGAAACACUUGCUGAAUUCCCUCAGGAGAGAAGUUCCAUUAACUUGAUCAGUGUGGGCGGGUCUCUAUAUGCUGUUGGAGGAUUUGCUAUGAUUCAGCUGGAAUCUAAGGAGUUUGCACCAACUGAAGUCACUGAUGUUUGGAAAUACGAAGAUGAUAAGAAGGAAUGGAGCGGGAUGCUGAAGGAGCUCCGAUAUGCCUCAGGAGCCACUUGCUUAGACAUGCGUCUUAACCUUUUCAAACUGACUAAGUUGUAAGGCUGGGAUGCUGCGACGUUGGGUCACAAAAAAUUGUACAGACAUUUCUAGUUAAAUUAAUAAAAACAUGAUUGUGUAUGGAUUUUUAAAUGUAAGUGGUAAGAAAAAAAAGUGUUGAUACUAGAAAAGAACUCUGCUUCUGCUGUAUGGAUACAGGGGUGUCUUUUCUGUCAGUGUUGUGUUGGUUCAUCUGUGAGAGGAAUCACUUUGUACAGUCACCAUAUGGUUUGUAGCAGGUGUAACCCGACAAAUAGCAUAACAGCUGCUUCAGAAUCACCAGGUUCUGACUGGUGCUGCCUUUCUAACCUCCUUAUAAACACAAGAGGUGUCUGAAUAGAGAUGUUCCCAUAUUACUUAGUUGGCAGGGCCCCCACUUCAAGGAGUCCACCAUUCUAAAUCCUCUGACAGAUUAGUCCCUUUGGGGGCUGUAGCUGUGCCAAUCAGGCCACACCAAAUUUCAGACAAAAAUUCCAGUGACUCCCAUCUGCCCUGCCCCUCCAUCCCCCCAAAUAUCAGCCUGGUUAAAAAUAUGACAAUGGCUUAGGUAUGUAAAAGUUAAAAAUGACAAGAUGGAAAGCAGGUAUAUUUUAAAAUCAAAUGCAAGGCUGCCAAGAUGUGAUCCAUUGAGAUCAAUAAAUAAAGUUGGAUUGCUUCCAACUGUAGCAGCAAAUCUCUUCCAAAUGCCACCAUGACUGCCCAGUGGCACCCCCUACAAAAACUUAGCUUUCUGCUGCUCAAAGCAGUCUAACACUCCGAUGAAGUGACACAUCAUUCUGCUUUGAUAAAUGUGUCAAUUCGUUAACACUUGAAAGUCAGGAAUGUAAGUAUGCUAAAAUUCCAAGUGUGGCAAGACUUUAGGUUUCCUUGCUUGGAAUUUAAAUAAAUUGUUACCUUAGUUGUUAUUCUUUUACACCUUACUUUAUAGAACCCAUGAGUGGACGACCCCUGCUAGUUGUGACAGAAUUUUGGCUUGUAGCAUCUCUUGCCUGUAUUUGAUAUUCAUCAUAUGUAGAGUAUUCAAGGAGCACCAGGACUGCCUCUUUAUUAAAUCUCACUUUUAUUACUUCCAUUAAAAGCUGUAUAAAAAAAA
Messenger RNA from Xenopus laevis (African clawed frog), 2988 nucleotides. RefSeq names its product kelch like family member 41 L homeolog (gene klhl41.L). The transcript is spliced from 6 exons. The coding region runs from base 78 to 1898 and encodes 606 amino acids. Lineage: Eukaryota; Metazoa; Chordata; Amphibia; Anura; Pipidae. The record is from RefSeq and is marked provisional. Gene Ontology annotation, cellular component: cytoskeleton; endoplasmic reticulum membrane; sarcoplasmic reticulum membrane.